UACAGUACAACCUCAUCACAACUAUCCGGGUCUUCUACUCCCGCCGCCAUAUGCAGAUGCCGCACAUUCUGACGGCUCGAUGACUUUACGUUCAGCCUUCUCGCCUACCUAGCACCCCUGUUAUUACCAUAUAACCUGCCACUUCUCACGUCUGUCUACCCCUCGAUUGCUCGAUUGCGAGGUCGAGUAUCAAAUACACAUCCACGUUGUUGAGUCGCAAACUAGAUCGCAAUACAUGGGCAUUUGCGCGUCUUGCCUGGGUCGGGGUGGCCGGGACAGCCACGACUCUGAAUCAUCACGGUUGCUUGACGAUGACCUGUACCAGUCAGGCUAUGGGUACGGCGCUGUUGGAUCUGCCCAUCGCCAGGGACCCGACCCAGAAUCCUUGAAACGCGAACGAGAAGCCCUAGAGGCAAUAUGCCAACGCACAUCGGAUUCCGUGAUUGAUAUCUGGGCCUUGCAAAGCCCCCACCCGCCCAGACCUGCGCCUUCGUCGAUACAUACGACCACCGCAUCUUCAUCGCGAGCAGCGAGCCACCAGACCGCAACAUCAUCAACAACGGAAGAGCCUCAAUCUCCAGCACAAGAGCAGAAAACUGAAAGCCAAGCAGAUAGCAUUAGACGAGCUGCGUCACCAGCUCCGGGAGAAUUUGGGAAACUGCGCUAUGCGCCACUACCACCAACAAAUGACGUCAACCUCUCAAAUGUACCGAAACAAUGGGGAGAAGUUGUUAUGACGGCGAGGAGGGGUAAAAAGACCAGGCUUGGUAUAAAUACUGAGAACGGAAAAGACGAAUCCAAGGAUAUAUUUGCGGUUUUGGUUAUCGAUUGAACAGCCAGCUGAAAGGCGAAAUCCAUGUACGGACAAACAAGGAGCUGGAUGGAGCUAACAGGCGGAUACUAUAUUCAUCGAUUGAAACAACAUCACCCAUCAAGCAAAAGCCCGCUCAGAACCUCCCCUUACUCGGUCCAUGAAAGCGUGCUCGGACUCGAUUGCCGGAUCUCCGUCACCAACGACAGCACGCUCUGCUCGAAUAUCCUGGGAACCAAUUUUAUGUUCUUUCAAGAAGAAAAUCCCUCUAUGGUUGAUAUACAAAUGUUCCGACAUAACUCCUAACUGGACCUGAAACCGAUAUCCGCUCGAAGCUUAUUCUUGUCUUCCCCUCUAGAACGCGAGCGUCACAUUUUUUCCCCUGCCUACUACACAUUCCGUGUCCCAAAGGCUAUUUGAAUUGCACCGCAUCUUCUUGGCUGGCCAAAGCCUUCAUUUUAUCCCCAUUUCCUUUUUUAAAUUCUUUUUCCGGGUGAUAUUCCCAUUCGUUUUGUCUUAUUAAGCUGUCAACAUUUCAGUCACGCACAUAUAUCCGUUCGCAUUGUCCUCCAUGCGACAACCAAAUAUCCUUAUACAACCACAUCAGCUUCCUUUCUUUGCAUCCUAUUUACACAAAAUCCACCGCUUGUGAGUGGUAGUACUUCAUUAAAAGGGAUGGGGAAGAACCCCCCCCCCCCCCCCCCCUUUUUCUUUUUUUUUUUUUUUUCCCUCUAUUAAAUAUUUUUUUUUUUUUCCUUUAUUGUGGCUUGUGUUGUUGAUUGAACUCCAGUCUAAAAGAAUAGGGCUAGACAAAAAGGAGCCAAGGCUAAGUAUACUGAGAAAAAGACAGGAGUGGCAGUGUUUGGUUCGGCUAUAUUUAUAUCCUUUAUCUCUUCAUUCCCUUCUUAUAUUUUCUUUUCUGUUCAAAAUCUCUGUGGGCUGUCUCCCGAUCUCAUAUCUUAAUCAUAUAUCUUCUCAUUUCCUUAAUCUCCUUACAUUGUUGCAUUCUAUUGUAUAUUUACGAGUUCAAAUAUUUUAAAAGCAGAAUAAAAUAUGGGGCGAUAUAUCAGACAAGUCAUGCUCCAUUCAAUAUUUUGUUCUGACUCUGGAUAUCACAACACCUUGUCAUGUUAUGUGUAGGAUGACAGAUUAAAGUAGCUGGAUGAAAUAUUUAAUGAAUUAAUUACGUUUGUUAAGCCUGG
Molecule: messenger RNA, 2013 nt
Organism: Blastomyces gilchristii SLH14081
Lineage: Eukaryota; Fungi; Ascomycota; Eurotiomycetes; Onygenales; Ajellomycetaceae
Exons: 3
Coding region: 236-832 (198 amino acids)
Biological process (GO): endosomal transport; cellular response to amino acid stimulus; cholesterol homeostasis
Cellular component (GO): membrane raft; late endosome membrane; Ragulator complex
Source: RefSeq, a predicted model, not a curated record